Molecule: messenger RNA, 1766 nt
Organism: Solanum lycopersicum (tomato)
Lineage: Eukaryota; Viridiplantae; Streptophyta; Magnoliopsida; Solanales; Solanaceae
Product: zeatin O-glucosyltransferase
Molecular function (GO): UDP-glycosyltransferase activity
Source: RefSeq, a predicted model, not a curated record
UGUACCAAAAAUUUUAACCAAGAAAAAAAAAAUUUCAUAUUUUCUCAUACAAAGUUUAGAAAUAUUUCAUUGGGAAUUUAUUUCUUCAAUGGCUUCCAAUCUUCAUAUUUGCAAAAAUAACCAAAAAGGUCAAAAAAUUGUUGUAGUAAUAGUCCCUUUUCUAGCACAAGGUCAUCUUAAUCAACUUCUACAACUCUCUUGCCUUAUAGCAUCUUAUAACAACAUAAAAGUUCAUUAUGUUAGUACAAAAACACAUAAUCUUCAAGCAAAAGUUAGAGUUGUAAAUAGUUUUGACUCUUUCUCCAAAAUUCAUUUCCAUGAAUUUCCUAUUCCUAAUUUCAUCUCACCAAAUCCAAAUCCAAAUUCGCGGAUGAAAUUUCCAUCUCAUCUUCAAUCUUCGUUUGAAUCAUCGUCCUAUCUGAGGAAUCCUGUGAAAAGGUUAAUCCAAACUCUUUCAUCCAAGUAUCAGAGAGUCGUUAUCAUAAACGACUCUCUGAUGGGAUCAGUUGUUCAAGAUUAUGUGUCAGUACCAAAUGCUGAGGCAUACACUUUCCAUAGUGUGUCAGCUUUUGCUCUGCUCCUGUUUAUAUGGGAGCGGAAAAAGAGACCGUUUCUUAUAGACUCUGAAAUACUGAUUGACCUUCCUUCCCUCAAAGAUUGUUUUAGUCCAGAAUUCGAGAAUCUUAUGAGAAAAGAAUAUGAAUGCAUGAACUUUAACUCGGGAAAGAUUUAUAACACUUGUAAAGUGAUAGAAAGUCCUUUUCUUGAUUUGUUGUCGAAAGAAGUAACCAAUAACAACGAAAAACAAUGGGCCCUCGGCCCGUUUAACCCGGUCACAUUUCCCAAGAACGGCCCCUAUACCAAAAGCCACACGUGUUUGUUAUGGCUCGACAAACAAGAACAAAACUCGGUGAUAUUAGUAUCAUUUGGUACCACAACUUCAUUUUCUGAUGAACAGAUAAAGGAAAUGGCAAUUGGACUAGAGCAGAGCGAACAAAAGUUCAUUUGGGUGUUGAGAGAUGCGGAUAAAGGGAAUGUUUUUACUAAAGACUCAACAAGAAAGAUUGAAUUGCCAAAGGGGUUUGAGGAGAGAGUUAAAGAAAGGGGGAUUUUGGUAAGAGAUUGGGCACCUCAAUUGGAGAUCUUGUCGCAUUGUUCGACUGGUGGAUUCUUGAGUCACUGUGGGUGGAAUUCAUGCAUGGAAAGUGUCUCGAUGGGCGUGCCAAUAGCUGCAUGGCCAAUGCAUUCUGAUCAACCAAGAAAUACUGUAUUAAUUACCAAGAUUCUUAAAAUUGGAAUUGUUGUUAGAGAUUGGGCUGAUAGGAAUGAAUUGGUAAAAUCAAAUGUGGUGAAAAAUUGUGUGGAAAAAUUAAUGGCAUCAAAAGAAGGAGAUGAAAUGAGGAACAAAGCAAAAAUUUUGAGUGUAGAAAUUAGAAAAUCAGUGGCAGAGGGUGGAAUUAAACGUAUAGAAUUGGAUUCAUUCAUAUCUCAUAUAACAAGAUAACAAGUUCUGGCGAUACUAUUCAGAAUUUCUAAAAAUAUUAUCGCACAGAUAAAUUUUUAAAGAAUUUAAGUGACAUGGAGUAUCGAAUAAAAUCAAGAAAUAUUCAAGCAUGAUGUAAUUGAAGUCAAUGAAUCAAAAUUCCAUUUAGAUUUAACUUUUAUAUGUUGAGAGUAUUAAAAAAAAGUAUAAUUAUUGCUUAAUAUAUUUUCAGAUAACUACUUUCCUUUAUUAUGAAUAGUAACAUAUUGUUAUUUUUCGUAUA